AUGUCCAAGUUACAAUUUUGCAUUACCGUACUUAUCAUUGUACCUAGUGUACUAGCAAAUAAUGAUACAUUAAUUAAAAUAAACGUAUUGGAAAAGAAAAAAGAUGAUCUUUUUAAAAAGAUCAAUGAAGUGAUAGAUAUAAAUGUGGGUUCUCUAAAAAAUGCUAACGAAUCGGAGGCUCUGCUUGCUGUCAGGUACUUAAAGACCGUAAAGGAAAACAUAAAUCUUAACGAUUCAGACAUAAGAGAUGUAACAAUAACUAGUGAAGAGAUUAACGAUGGUGACAGUUUCCGACGAAAAGCGAAAACAAAGAAAACUCGAGAUGACUUCAUCAAUGACUUAGAGAAAAUAUUGAAGCCAAAGCACGUCUCUGAUCAGAAAUUAAAACAAAUAAUCGACAAUCGUGAAGUCAUCAAAAAGAAAUUGGACGAUUGGAUUCUAGAGCGGCAGAAAGAAAGGGAAAAAAUAAGAAAGUAUAGAUGGCAAGCGAAGUACCUCCAGCGUACGGGUAAAAUGGAGAAAUGCCCACGUUUCGGUUAUACGGGGAGGAAGAAGAAGAAGAAGGAGGACUACGCUAGCUGUAAGAAAAGGUAUAAAGAAAAAUAUGACAGAUACUGUAAGCCAGACCGAAAAACGACAAUAAAGGUAAGACGGACGCCAUCUAGCGGAAGAAAGAAGUAUCCAUGUUGUAGAAAGUGCUGUAAGAAAUCCUAUAUGGGCUGUCUUUAA
Messenger RNA from Leptosia nina, 729 nucleotides. The record is from the annotation of a GenBank genome assembly. Lineage: Eukaryota; Metazoa; Arthropoda; Insecta; Lepidoptera; Pieridae.